This is a messenger RNA of Vicia villosa (hairy vetch), 1059 nucleotides long. RefSeq lists its product as uncharacterized. The record is from RefSeq and is a predicted model, not a curated record. Lineage: Eukaryota; Viridiplantae; Streptophyta; Magnoliopsida; Fabales; Fabaceae. Bases 1 to 1059 code for a protein of 352 amino acids. The transcript has a single exon.
AUGAUUUAUGGUAUCGUCUUAUUCCCUUCAAGAGAGAACUUUGUGAGUUUGGCGGCGAUUUGUGUCUUUAUGAACAAAAACCCCGUGCCAACGUUGCUUGCAGAUGCUUAUUUUUCGAUCCAUUCGAGAAGUAAGAAGGGAGGAUAUGUUGUUGGUUCUUGUCUUCCGUUGUUGUACCAGUGGUUCAUGUUGCAUUUGCCGGUGAGAGGACCUUUUAUACUCAAGAAGAGUUCUCUUAAAUGGUCAGAUAGGAUUGUUAACCUCACAUCUUAUGAGAUCAGGUGGAAUUAUUGUGUGGGGAAAAUUUGGAACAUCAUCACUAGUUGCGGUCAAUAUCCCAACGUUCCUCUCAUGGGAACCAGAGGUUGCAUUAGUUACAAUCCCACACUCUCCUAUCGUCAAUUGGGAUAUGCAAUGGAAAGGGCUCAUAAUGAUGUAGAAGCGUUUGAAUCAGUGUACUUUGCUGAUGGUAAAGAUCCUCCAGAGCUAGAGAAGAUAGCGUAUGCUUGGACCAAAGUUCACAAGAGAGAUCAGAAUACUUUGAGCAAGAAGGUUCCUAUUGCUAUGGGUCCUUAUCGAAAGUGGGUUGAAGCGAGAGUGAAAGAUCUGUUGUUGCCAUUUGCAAGGUCAUGUCCAUUGUAUGAGCAACCUCCAGUGGUUUUAUCUGAUACAGUUGCGGCUGAACUCUAUAUUCAAACUGAAGCGGACAACAUCAAACUAAGAGCAAAGGACAAUGAGGUUGGCUUGGAGAGGUAUUUUCAAGAUCACGAAAAGGCGGAAUUGGCUCGUAAGCUCAAGCAUGCGCAAGGUGAAGGUUCAAGCAUGACACGUGCCCAAAGGCGAUCGCAUGACUUGAUGGAAGAAAGCUUGUACCGAAAACAGCAGGAAUGUGCAAAGUUGCUAAGGUCCAAAAACAAUAGCAAGAGAAGGAUGCAGGAUUCAGAACAACAGUUGAUGGAAGAAAAAGCCAAGUCAGCUCGACUUGAAGAAGAGCUCGCAAGCCUCCGAUCCCAGCGGAGAGGAGAUGGAGGAGCUCUUUCUGUUGUCAGACGAUCCUAG